Aplosporella prunicola CBS 121167 is the source of this 1998-nucleotide messenger RNA. RefSeq lists its product as uncharacterized. NCBI's taxonomy places the organism in Eukaryota, Fungi, Ascomycota, Dothideomycetes, Botryosphaeriales, Aplosporellaceae. The transcript has 3 exons. Bases 1 to 1998 code for a protein of 665 amino acids. The record is from RefSeq and is a predicted model, not a curated record.
AUGAUUGGAAGCAAAGCGGCAACGUUCAGUCCCAUUACCCCUCCGUCGUUUCCGCUAGCUGUCAAGAACCCCUACCUUUCAGCCUGGCUUCCCGGGAACCAGGCCGCAGACCUGCCGUCCGCCCAACCGGAGUUCUGGUACGCCAAUAAGCUGACAUGGAGUGUUCUUGCUCGUGUUGAUGGGGAUGUCUACAACCUUUUUGGUGUCCCCUCACCCGAAGAUGGCACGCAAUCUGCAACCGUCGUUAGUGGGAACUACACAGCGACCCACUCCAUCUUCAGCUUGACUGCCGGGUCCGCCUCCAUCACGCUGGAUUUCUUCUCGCCCAUCUCCGUGGACAACCUGGUUCGGCAAUCCUACCCGUUCUCCUAUCUCACUGUUAGUGUCAGUGGGGUUGACGGAGCAUCUCCUUCUGUGCAAAUAUACUCAGACAUCGAUGACACGUGGACUGGUCAGUCUGAAGGUACUACGAUCACGCACACAGCUGACGGUGCCACUACACUGUUCGAGCUGGAAGCCAAUGUACAGAAGCACUACUCUGAGGCAGACGAGAUGGCCCAGUGGGGUCAAGCGAUCUACGCUGCAAGAACCGAUUCCUACCAAGCGGGGACUGCAGCCGCUGUCCGAGGACAGUUCAUCAAGAACGGAACCCUGGCCAACUCCACCGAGUCUGCGGCCGGCAACGUUGUGGGGUUCGCCCAGGAUCUCGGUUCCGUCUCCUCGUCCCAGCAAGUCGUGUUCGUCGUCGGCUACGUCCGCGAGGAUGCCAUCGACUACCGGGGUACCGCAUACACGCCUUAUUACCGCUCAGCGUACCCGAAGACCAUCGGUGCCGUCUCACGCUUCCUUGACAUUCACGAUGAUGCAGUCACGGAGUCUGAGUCGUUCGAUGCUCAGGUCGUCUCUGUUGGUGAUGCCACUGGCGGCUCCAACUACACUGCCAUCUUGGAACUGUCUACGCGUCAGAUAUUCGGUGGUAUUGACAUUACCAUCGAAAAGAGUUCGCUCGACACGAGUGAGCCUUGGGCUUUCAUCAAGGAGAUCUCCAGCAACGGAAACCUGAACACUAUCGACAUCAUCUUCCCUACUUUCCCGUUCUUUUACAUGUUUGCUCCCAACUGGAUCAAAUACCUCCUUGACCCGACACUAACCUACCUUGAGUCAGGCGCGUAUCCUCACCCUUAUGUCAUCCACGACCUAGGCACGCACUAUCCUAAUUCCACCGGCCACGAUGAAGGCCUGGAGGAGGCUAUGCCCAUCGAAGAGACAGGUAACCUCAUGGUCCUAGCCUUGGCCCACAAGCAGGCAACCGGUGACGCGUCGAUCUAUGAGUCGCACACGGAGCUGUUCAAGGGUUAUGCCGACUACCUCGUCGACAACGGCCUUUACCCCACCAACCAGUUCUCGACCAACGACGGGCUGGGCAAGUUCACCAACAUGACCAACCUGGGCGUCAAGGCGGCCGUGGGGCUCGCAGCCUACGGGGAGCUCAGCGGCUCGACCAACUACACAGACAAGGGCAAGGAGUUCGCCGGCACGAUCUGGGAGGGGCUGGGCACGGCGGUGACGGAUGACACGGAGACGCGCUACUUUACGCUGACGUACGGGAACUCGACGUGGUUCCUGACGUUCAACCUGUACGCAGACAAGCUACUGGGGCUGGAGGUGUUCGACGAUGAAGUGUACACGGCGCAGUCAGCCUUCUACCCGACGGUGCGCGACGAGUGGGGCGUGGCCAUCGAGGGUGCGGUCGUAUGGGCCAAGACGGACUGGCAGAUGUGGACGGCGGCCUUUUCGGAAGAGGGCACGCAGGAGAUGUUUAUUAAUGACCUGUACGCGUUUAUUGCUAACGGCAAGAACACGGCGCCGUUUGGAGACCGGUAUUGGACCAGCGGAGCCAAUGCGGGCGAGACGGCGCAGAGCUUCAGGGCGAGGCCGACGCUGGGCGCGCACUUUGCUGUGGCGGCGCUGAAGCAGGGCGUCCUGAGCAAGGCGUAA